AUGAUACAAGUCCGACCAACGCCGGUGCCUGUCGUUUCUAACGCUUCAAACACACCCACCACUGUUCCAGUCAGGGAAGAAGAACACUGCAGCGCAUCACACACACAGCGCAAGAGCCUCGAAGAUGACUGCCCCAUCUGCCAAGAACCCCUGGCAUCAACUCCCCUGACCGAGCUCGCAUGGUGCAAGUCCGAAUGCGGCACAAACUUCCACCGCGAAUGCUGGACGGAGUGGGAGAACAGCCACCAGUCAUCGACGAGCUUCCCCGUGCUCCGCUGCGCUAUCUGCCGCACGCCCUGGCCCAACUCUUGCCACCACGACACGAGCACAGUCCCAGCCCCACCGCCGCCGCCGCCGCCGCCGCCGCCGCCGCCGCCGCCCACUACAGACGACGACGACGACGACGAAAACGACAGCGACGGCAUCUUUCCCCCACCAUCCUUCUUCAACCCCCGCCGCCACGCCUGGACCCUCUGGACGGACGCGUCUCCGCCCUCUCCCUCCGCAUCCGUCCCCACCACCCCCCUCUCCACCCUCUUCGACCCCCGCCGCCACGCCCGGCCCCUCCUCCGCGACCGCCUAGCGCGUGCAGACGUCUUCUCCACCGCCGACGAGCAACAACAACAACAACAACAACAACAACAGCAAGAAGGAAGAAGAAGAAGGAGGAGAAGCGCAGAGGCCGGACCGCAACCGCUGGAUGACGAUAGCGACGACGAUGAUGACGACAGUAACAACAACAACAUCGCGGCGUCCCUCGCAGCGCUGUUUAAUCCGCGCGUGCACCGGCGGCUUGAUGUCGCUGCUGCUGCUGCGAGAGUUUUUGAUGAUGGUGAUGGUGAUGAUGAGGUUGGGGGUGGGGAUGGGGCGGGGUUCGGUGUGCUGUUUGAUGCGAGGAGGCAUGGGAGGGCGUUGAGGUGUGAGAGGGUGGCGAGGGCGGGGGUGGUGUUUGAUGGGGUGGCUGGGGGGGAGGAGGAGGAGGGAGGGGUGUUGGGUGGGUUGUUUGAGGAGGCGCGGGAGGAGGUGGCUCGGGAGCGAGGCGGCGGGAAGGAAUCAUGCGGGUGGGAGAUGGUGUAUAUGACGGUUGUGGAUGAUGCGGGUGUGGCGGGGGAUUGGGAUGGGGACGACGGGGAUGAGGAGGAGGAGUGGGGGUUGAGGGGGCUGUGUGAGCGGGUGGGGUUGUGGGUUUGUGGAAGGAGGUACUUGUGA
Diplodia corticola is the source of this 1209-nucleotide messenger RNA. Its product is annotated as e3 ubiquitin-protein ligase zswim2. The transcript has 2 exons. The record is from RefSeq and is a predicted model, not a curated record. Bases 1 to 1209 code for a protein of 402 amino acids. Lineage: Eukaryota; Fungi; Ascomycota; Dothideomycetes; Botryosphaeriales; Botryosphaeriaceae. Gene Ontology annotation, molecular function: ubiquitin protein ligase activity.